AUGGUGCUUGAAGAUAAGCAAGCUGUCAGAGAACAGCAGGAGCAAUCUCUUUGGAGAAAGGAACUCCGGCGCAGAGUGGAUGAAGAGAAUGAGGAGAUGGUGAAGGAGAAGAGACUGUUGCGAGAGAAGAAGAUUCAGGCUGAGAAAGAGGAGAGAGCUCAACUUCGAGCCCUGGAUGAGUUGCAUGCACAUCAAGCUGAAAAAGCAGCUCAGUUAAAGGCAGCCAACCAUAAACGUCGUCUCGAUGAUAUAGCUGAGAAAAACGUUUAUAAACAACAAAGGGAGCAACAAUCCAUUUUGGAGGAUAGGAAGAUAGAACGUGACCGGUCUGAAAUAGAAGAGCAAUGGCGGCAAAGAAAAGAGUACAUAGAUCCCCGGUUUGUGCAGAGGCAGUUUUGCAUGGAUAAGGUCAGAUGUAUGUUGGAAAAGGAAGCGAAAAAGAAGGAGGAAAGUCGGGCCAGGGAUGAAGAGAAAGUAUGUGAAGAGGCCAAAAAACAAGCAGCGAUGGGACAAAUACAGGAACAAAUACAGAGGGAGAAGAGAGCCCAAAUGCUGCAAGCUGUUUCAGCUCACAAUGAAGCGCAGAUGCGUGAAAAGGUGCAGAAGCAGCUGGAGGAGAAGCAGAGAGAUCUUGAGGCCCAGAAAGAGGACAACAGGUUGUACUUUGAAAGGGAAAGCCAGAAAGCUAAAUCUGCGAGGGCAAGAAACAUCCAAUUUUCUGAUGAUAAUGUCAAAUUACAUGCACAGAGACAUGCCCCCCCCCCCACCCCCCCCCCCCAAAAAAAAAAAACAUUCAGACAAAGGAGGAACGUCCUUCAACAAUGA
Molecule: messenger RNA, 825 nt
Organism: Xyrichtys novacula (pearly razorfish)
Lineage: Eukaryota; Metazoa; Chordata; Actinopteri; Labriformes; Labridae
Source: the annotation of a GenBank genome assembly